UAGGAUUAGGAGCUGUACAAAGAGAUCUAUUCCCUCCCCCAUCCUCUCUCAACACUGUAGCCAGUACAUUGCUCCGACCCGAGAUGAGAGGAGGAUGCGUUUCAACACUCAGAUUCAAUAACAUAACUUCAAUUCGCAUGUCAGGAUGCAUACACGUGGAUAUCUUUGGAGUUACAGCAAGUUCAUCUUUGAUGGAUUUUUAUAUUGUCGUCUUUAUUCGAAAUGAUAUGUCGGUGGGAAAUAACGUCCUGUUGUAAGGGACCGAGGAUGACAAAGAGAAUGGGAUACGGAGACUGGAGAUGGCAGGCGCUUUGGUGGCAUCAUUUCUUUCUCUUGUGGAGUACAACAGACGGACAGACGCGUUACAGCAUCCCGGAGGAGCUGGAGCGAGGCUCUGUGGUAGGAAAUCUAGCCAAAGAUCUUGGUUUGGGACUGUCUGAGAUUUUCGAUCGCAAGCUGCGAGUCGCCUCUGAGGCUGAUGAGCAGUAUUUCAGCGUGGAUGCGGGGAAGGGCGAGCUGGUGGUGAAUGACAGAAUAGACAGAGAGGCUCUAUGUGGACAAAGCGCCAGCUGUGUUCUACCUCUGCAAGUUGUAAUAGAGAACCCGUUACAGUUAAACCGGAUAGAAGUGGAAAUAAGAGACGUGAACGACAACGCUCCUCGUUUUCUCAAAAGCGAUCAUAUAAUAGAAAUAGCUGAAUCCACCGUUGUAGGUGUGCGUUUUCCCUUAGAGAGCGCAGAGGAUCCCGAUGUUGGGAGUAACGGAUUGAAGACGUACACUCUAAGCAAAGACGAUUGCUUCAUUUUAAAAGUAAAAGAAAUUGAAAAUGGAAGAAAGUUACCCGAAUUAGUUUUAAAUAAAUCAUUAGAUCGGGAGAAAAAGGCGAUUCACAAUUUAUUUCUCACUGCUAUGGACGGAGGAAACCCGGUCAAAUCCGGAACUUCAAAAAUAACUAUAACAGUUCUUGAUAUUAAUGAUAAUGUGCCAUUAUUCGAACAUAACGUUUAUAAAGUGGCUGUUCAAGAAAACAGUGCGAAUGGCUCGUUUUUAAUCACAACAAAAGCCACCGACAUAGACGAGGGUCCAAAUGGAGAAAUUGAGUACUCACUUGGCAUACACACACCACCAUCGGUGCUGUCGUUGUUUCAUAUCGAUGCUGUAACUGGAGAUAUAUAUUUGAAAAAACAGUUAGACCAUGAAGAUCAAACCUCGUAUCGAAUAGACAUAAGUGCGAAAGACAAAGGCUUUCCUAAGAUGGAGGCUCACUGCAGUGUGCAGGUGGAUGUCUUAGACGUAAAUGACAAUCCCCCAGAAAUACUGCUGACUUCAAAACCCACUUCUGUACCCGAAGACUCUCGCAGUGGCACAGUUGUUGCUUUGCUCAAAGUCAGAGACCUUGAUUCAGGGGAUAACAGUAAAGUGACUUUACAGCUUCCCAGAGGUUCUCCUUUUAUUUUAAAACCAUCAUUUUCUAACAAUUACGCACUGGUUACCAGUGGUACUUUAGACAGGGAGAGUUUCUUAGAAUAUAAUAUUGAAAUAACAGCCACUGACUCAGGCUCUCCUCCUCUGUCCAGUAAGAAAAUUAUACCAGUCAGCAUCACUGAUGUGAAUGACAACCCUCCUGUAUUCUCUCAGCCCUCCUAUAAUGUGUAUUUAAAGGAGAAUGGAGUACCAGGAUCUAUACUGUACUCAGUAUCAGCCUCUGACCUGGAUUUUGGUGAAAACGCUAAAAUCUCUUACUCUAUACUGGACUCUAAAGUGCAGGACGUUUCUGUCUCAUCGUAUGUUUACAUUAACUCAGAUAACGGCAGCAUCUACAGCAUGCACUCGUUUGACUAUGAGAAACUGAAGGUGUUUCAGAUUCAGGUUCAGGCAAAGGAUCAGGGCUCUCCGUCUCUCAGCAGCAACACCACCGUCCAUGUUUUUAUCCUGGACCAGAACGACAGCCCCGCUGUUAUUUACCCCUCCUCCGCUGCCCUGGUCCUCUCUCACCAGAGGAUGCCCCGCUCCGCUAAAGCGGGUCACCUGGUCACUAAGAUGACGGCCGUGGACGCGGACUCGGGCCAUAACGCCUGGAUCUCCUACAAAGUGGCGGAGGCCACAGACGCCUCUCUGUUCACUGUCAAUCUGUACACAGGGGAGGUGAGGACUAAACGCGCUGUGUCCGAGCAGGACGACUCCUCUCAGAGGCUGCUUAUAGAGAUCAAGGACGACGAGGCACCGGUCCAGUCCUCCACCGUCACGGUGUCCAUCCUGCUGGAGGACGGUCUCCAUGAGCCCAUCUUAGACCUCCGACAGAAAGUGUCCGAGCCCAGCAAGAAAACUGGGAGAAUAACCCUGUAUUUGAUUCUCUCUCUGGCCUCGGUGUCCGUGCUGUCUGUGGUGACUUUUCUCAUCUUAGCGGUUAAAUGCAUGAGGAGCAGCAGAAGCAGCGGUAGUUGCUGCAUGACACAGGGCGACUAUGAUGGUUACAAGAACCCCAACAGAAACCUGCAGAUUCAGCUCAACACUGAUGGACCCAUAAAGUACGUGGAGGUCAUGGGAGGAGACAUGUUGUCUCAGAGUCAGUCCUUCAGGUCCUGUAUGUCUCCAAUGUCCGAGUACAGUGAUUUCACUAUGAUUAAGCCCAGCAGCACCACUGACUUUAAGGAGGUGAUCAGUGUCCUGGAUGCGUCUUUACCCGACAGCACCUGGACCUUUGAGAGCCAGCAGGUGAGCAGAUAAUAGGACAUUUUGAUG
Hippoglossus stenolepis (Pacific halibut) is the source of this 2742-nucleotide messenger RNA. Its product is annotated as protocadherin gamma-C5. NCBI's taxonomy places the organism in Eukaryota, Metazoa, Chordata, Actinopteri, Pleuronectiformes, Pleuronectidae. Gene Ontology annotation, biological process: homophilic cell-cell adhesion. The record is from RefSeq and is a predicted model, not a curated record. Gene Ontology annotation, cellular component: plasma membrane. Gene Ontology annotation, molecular function: calcium ion binding.